Messenger RNA from Lindgomyces ingoldianus, 1224 nucleotides. RefSeq lists its product as uncharacterized. Gene Ontology annotation, biological process: attachment of spindle microtubules to kinetochore. The record is from RefSeq and is a predicted model, not a curated record. Lineage: Eukaryota; Fungi; Ascomycota; Dothideomycetes; Pleosporales; Lindgomycetaceae. The transcript is spliced from 4 exons. Bases 34 to 1224 code for a protein of 396 amino acids. Gene Ontology annotation, cellular component: mitotic spindle pole body; DASH complex; mitotic spindle.
CGUGGGGUCCACCAACACACCAGAGCCGGCGAAAUGUCUCGCCAGAGUGUCGCCCCGUCGCGGAACCUGACUCUCACAGAAGAAUUGGAGAAGUUGGAGCAGUCAAUAACGCUGACCCUGCAAGAAAUCGAUCACAACUUCAGCCGAGCGCACCGCAUCGUGACAGCAAAUGUUCUGCCGAUCGUCGAGCAAUAUGGAAAACAUUCGGAAGCAGUUUGGGAAGGCUCCAAGUUCUGGAAACAAUUCUUCGAAGCCAGCGCCAAUGUCUCCCUCUCUGGCUACGAGGAUCCUGGCCAAGACGAAUCGACUGCGCAUGAAGAGACCCAAGACUCUCAACUCUAUGAUGACCAAACCGCCGAAGACACUGUGACCGGCGCGACAGCGACACCCCCCAAACCGUCCUCCUCCCAUGCUGAUAAUGACUUCGACGAUACCUCCACGCUCGAUUCGCCCUCUCUUGCGCACGCACAUAGCACGCCACGGGCGCCCCAUACAGGCGGAAAAGAACCAGUAUUCGCGGAGUACCCGUCUCCAUAUGAAGCCCUCAAACGGGAGAUGGAGGGCGGGUCGCGCACUCCCGGGCUGGAACCAACAACACCUGGCAAGAACCAAGCUCUUCCAGAUAUGACAAUGACGCCGGAGUCGUCUCCAUUCGUCCCACCAACCACUACCAAGAAGACGGUGCAUGUGAAUCAAGAUCCCCUCCUCCAUCGCAUGCUCGACAAGACUUACCGUAUUGCUGCAACGCCCCACACCGAAAUAAGGCAGAAAGCAUUCGUCGGACUCACUCCUGGCACAGCCAACAAAGGCCGCCCUGCGCUUUCACGCUGGACCGAGGACUCGUCUCCACCAUCUUCCCCCGCUCCACAACUGCGCGCCGACAUUUUCUCUUCGCCUCUAAAAGCACCCAGGACACCGGGCGUGAGUGUUCAGCAUACGCCCGGAAGGGGGAAGCAAGCUUUCAACCCCAUUCAGAGCAGGGGAGUAUUUGACAGCGACAGCGAAGUAGAGGAGGAUGGACUGGACUUUAGUCCACCGAAGACUAUGCAGUUUCACAUCCCGCAGAGCAGACUACUUCAGACGCCUGCUCGUGAAGCGAGCAAACGUAUUGUGGAGGAUCUGCUGAUGACGGCUGGAGGAGACAUUACAAGUGACUUUGAAGGGGAAGAGGAUGAUAGCCCGAGCAUUGUGAGGCGUCAAGUCGAUCUCGACGAUAGCUUCUAG